GACCUCCAACUAAGCAAAUGCACGUGUCUUAAUUCCCACUCACUUUUGUUUCACACCCUAUAAAACCAAACCUAUCCUUUGACUCUAUCUCUCAUCUCAAAUUUCAUUUCACAAAACACAACAACAACAACAACAACACAACAACAUCAUCAACAAGAACAAGAAAAAGAACAAGAAUAAUCAUCAAUAGUAGAGUCAACUUUGAAGAUUUUGGUACAAUAUUAUUAACAGAACAAGAAGAAACAGGAAUGCAGGGUGAAUUAGAAUUGCCACCUGGUUUCAGAUUUCAUCCAACUGAUGAAGAAUUGGUGAAUCAUUACUUGUGUAGGAAAUGUGCUGGUCAAUCAAUUUCUGUUCCUGUUGUCAAAGAAGUUGAUUUGUAUAAGUUUGAUCCAUGGCAGCUUCCAGAAAUGGGAUACCAAAGUGAGAAAGAAUGGUACUUUUUCUCUCCAAGGGAUCGGAAAUACCCGAAUGGUUCACGGCCUAAUCGGGCUGCUGGAAGUGGUUAUUGGAAAGCUACCGGAGCUGAUAAACCGAUCGGGAAAUUGAAACCGAUGGGGAUUAAAAAGGCACUGGUUUUCUACGCCGGUAAAGCACCGAAAGGAGUGAAAACUAAUUGGAUUAUGCACGAAUAUCGUCUUGCUAAUGUUGAUCGAUCCGCCGGAAAGAAAAACAACUUAAGGCUUGAUGAUUGGGUGUUAUGUAGAAUCUACAACAAAAAAGGGAAGAUUGAGAAAUUCAACACUAACAACACACCAAAGGUUCAAAUUCAAAAUUACUAUGAGCAUGAAGAAGAACAAGAACAUGAGAUGAAGCCAGAAAUUAAGAAAUUAGGAAACUACCACUACAUGGAUACAUCAGAUUCAGUUCCAAAGCUAAACACAGACUCAAGCAGUUCAGGUCACGUGGUUUCACCAGACAUCACGUGUGACAGAGAGGUUCAAAGUGAACCAAAAUGGAAUGAAUUUGGAAUACAGCUGGAUGACGCGUUUGAUUUUCAGUUCAAUUACUUGGAAAAUGCACUUUCAUUUGAUUAUGAUGAUGACCCUUUUGGAACCAAUGAUCAGUACCAAAUCAACCAGCUUUCACCAUUACAAGACAUGUUCAUGUUCCAACAAAAACCAUUUUGAUUCUUGUUUGUUUUUGACAGAAAAAAAAAAACAAGACUUUUUGGAAAAGGAUAUUGGAGGGUUGCCUAAUUAAUUUAUUUUUUGUAGGAAAAGUCAUAAUUAAUUCAUGCAAUUACACCUAAUUAGGUACUGUAUGUGGACCACUCAGGAUAAUUAAUUAUUCUUAUUCUCUUCUCUAGAGAGAUUAGCUAGGGGAAUGUGAUUUUUGGUUGACAUGGACCAUUUGGAAUAUUGGACCUAAUUUGUGCAAAAAACAGAAGAAUAUUGUAAAAGGAGAUAGGUUCUGCAGUGUGUAAGUAAAAAAAAAAAAGGAUUCUCUUAUGAUCCUUAUCUCCAUUAGGUGUAGAUCCAAAUUUAGUGGACCAUGCAUUGGUUUGUCAAUGUGUAGGUGCAUGAACUGUCCUAGGAAAUUCUUGUUUUGUUACUGGUGUGAAAAUCAUUUUUUCAUAUAUUUGUAAUAUAUAAUAAUACAGUAACUUCUAUAUUUUUUUCAA
Trifolium pratense (red clover) is the source of this 1624-nucleotide messenger RNA. Its product is annotated as NAC domain-containing protein 2-like. The record is from RefSeq and is a predicted model, not a curated record. Lineage: Eukaryota; Viridiplantae; Streptophyta; Magnoliopsida; Fabales; Fabaceae. The coding region runs from base 249 to 1130 and encodes 293 amino acids. Gene Ontology annotation, biological process: regulation of DNA-templated transcription. Gene Ontology annotation, molecular function: DNA binding. The transcript has 3 exons.